Messenger RNA from Carya illinoinensis, 1663 nucleotides. Its product is annotated as serine carboxypeptidase-like 25. Bases 94 to 1503 code for a protein of 469 amino acids. Gene Ontology annotation, cellular component: vacuole. Lineage: Eukaryota; Viridiplantae; Streptophyta; Magnoliopsida; Fagales; Juglandaceae. The transcript has 8 exons. Gene Ontology annotation, molecular function: serine-type carboxypeptidase activity. Gene Ontology annotation, biological process: proteolysis. The record is from RefSeq and is a predicted model, not a curated record.
ACUUCACACCAUACUCACAACAAAGAAGAAAGAUAUCUUCUUCCCGUCUAGUUUCUCUUGGCUUUUUCUUCUUCUUUCUUUUCGUUUGAGGUCAUGGUCAUGGCGAAAAGGCAGAUCUUUGUUUCAAUGGUCUUUGUAAUAUUGCUACUCACUGUGCUGGUUGGUGCAAAUGAAGAAGAAGAAGCUGACAGGAUAUGGCGACUUCCUGGGCAGCCCAAGGUCUCUUUCCAGCAGUUUUCAGGCUAUGUCACUGUUAAUCACGCUGUUGGCAGAGCCCUCUUCUACUGGCUCACGGAGGCUGCCCAUGAUCCCCUCUCAAAACCACUUGUUGUGUGGCUUAAUGGAGGCCCUGGUUGCUCUUCUGUGGCAUAUGGUGCAUCCGAAGAAAUAGGCCCAUUUAGAAUAAACAAGACAGCCUCAGGGUUGUACCUCAACAAGUUCUCAUGGAACACUGUAGCCAACCUCUUGUUCUUGGAGACUCCUGCCGGCGUGGGCUUCUCUUACAGCAACCGGGGCUCCGAUCUCUUUGACACCGGCGAUCGCCGCACUGCCAGGGACUCCCUGCAAUUCCUAAUAAGAUGGUUGGAUCGUUUCCCACGCUACAAGCCCAGAGAAGUCUAUCUCACCGGAGAGAGCUACGCAGGCCAUUAUGUUCCUCAGCUUGCUAAAGAAAUUAUGACCUACAAUCAACAUUCCAAACACCCUAUUAAUCUCAAAGGAAUCAUGGUUGGAAAUGCAGUGACAGACAACUACUAUGACAACUUGGGGACAGUGACAUACUGGUGGAGCCAUGCCAUGAUCUCCGAUAAAACCUACCAGCAGCUGAUCAACACGUGUGAUUUUAAGCGACAAAAGGAAUCGAACGAAUGCGAGUCAAUGUAUAGCUAUGCCAUGGAUCAAGAAUUUGGCAAUAUUGAUCAAUACAACAUUUAUGCACCCCCUUGUAACAACUCUGAUGGUAGCACUACUACUACUGCUACACGCCAUAACAUGCGAUUGCCUCACCGACCAGUACAUCAUCAUCGGAUUUUCCGCCAAAUGUCCGGGUAUGAUCCUUGUACGGAAAAAUAUGCGGAGAUUUACUACAAUAGACCAGAUGUGCAGAAAGCACUCCACGCUAACACAACCAAAAUUCCUUAUAAGUGGACUGCUUGCAAUGAGGUUUUGAAUCGGAACUGGAACGACACGGAUGCGUCGAUUCUUCCAAUUUAUAGAGAAAUGAUAGCUAGUGGUUUGAGAAUUUGGGUAUUUAGUGGUGAUGUUGACUCAGUGGUGCCGGUGACAGCAACAAGAUAUGCACUUGCACAACUUAAAUUAGAAACCAAAAUUCCAUGGUACCCUUGGUAUGUUAAGAAACAGGUGGGAGGCUGGACAGAAGUAUACAAAGGGCUGACAUUCGCAACUGUGAGAGGUGCAGGCCAUGAAGUCCCACUUUUCAAGCCAAGAGUAGCCCUUCAGCUGUUCGAGUCAUUUAUUAGAGGGCAGCCUCUUCCAAAAUCUUAAGCAAAAACCUGAUCAUCAUCAUCAUCAUCAUCAUGUCUUUCUCCCUUCACCCAUUUCCAUUUAAUUUACUUGGAUCUUGUUAUGAACUGUUAUCUUUCUAGGCAAAUUAAGAAAAUGUAAUUUUAACAAAAGUACAUGCAAUUGCUGGAGAUCAAAGCCA